AUGGCUACCUCUCGCUCGGUUGCCAGGCUGGUCGCCUACCGCCGCUCUCCCUUCAUGCCGCUGGGAUCGACCGCAAACUUCUCUUCCUCUGUGUCCCGCGCAGCAACCCCAGCGGGACCCCCUCAGCCCGGUUUCCGCCUUCCCCCUCCUCAGCGUUGGGAUCAGGGUGCCGAGUCGUCCUUGGAUAAGGCUAGCAAGUACUUCCUCAUGGCCGAGAUCUUCCGCGGCAUGUACGUGGUCCUGGAGCAGUUUUUCCGUCCACCGUCCCAUCUCCCCCGUUUCCGCGGUGAGCACGCUCUGCGUCGCUACCCCACCGGUGAGGAGCGCUGCAUUGCCUGCAAGCUCUGCGAGGCCAUCUGCCCGGCCCAAGCCAUUACCAUUGAGGCGGAAGAGCGUGAAGAUGGAAGCCGCCGAACGACCCGUUACGAUAUCGAUAUGACCAAGUGCAUCUACUGCGGUUACUGCCAGGAGAGCUGCCCCGUCGAUGCCAUUGUCGAGACUUCCAAUGCCGAGUAUGCCACCGAGACCCGCGAGGAACUCUUGUACAACAAGGAGAAGCUCCUCGCCAAUGGCGAUAAGUGGGAGCCUGAAAUUGCGGCUGCGGCUCGCGCUGAUGCCCCCUACCGAUAA
This is a messenger RNA of Penicillium macrosclerotiorum, 630 nucleotides long. Its product is annotated as NuoI/complex I 23 kDa subunit family protein. The coding region runs from base 1 to 630 and encodes 209 amino acids. The transcript has 3 exons. Gene Ontology annotation, biological process: mitochondrial electron transport, NADH to ubiquinone; mitochondrial respiratory chain complex I assembly. The record is from RefSeq and is a predicted model, not a curated record. Gene Ontology annotation, molecular function: 4 iron, 4 sulfur cluster binding; NADH dehydrogenase activity. NCBI's taxonomy places the organism in Eukaryota, Fungi, Ascomycota, Eurotiomycetes, Eurotiales, Aspergillaceae. Gene Ontology annotation, cellular component: membrane.